Molecule: messenger RNA, 2685 nt
Organism: Emericellopsis atlantica
Lineage: Eukaryota; Fungi; Ascomycota; Sordariomycetes; Hypocreales; Bionectriaceae
Product: kinase domain-containing protein
Exons: 3
Coding region: 1-2685 (894 amino acids)
Biological process (GO): peptidyl-serine phosphorylation; peptidyl-threonine phosphorylation
Cellular component (GO): nucleus; cytoplasm
Molecular function (GO): ATP binding; protein serine/threonine kinase activity; protein tyrosine kinase activity
Source: RefSeq, a predicted model, not a curated record
AUGGAUCCCCAGUGGCAGCAGUCCUAUGCUGAUUCCCCGGGUGCAUCCCAGCGACACAAUGGCAUGCCGCACCAGCAGCAACAACAACAAAUGCCCCGCGACUACGCGCCCCAGCAUCCGCAGCAGUCGGCUCCACCACCUGCUGGGUACAAAUAUGACCAUUAUGGAACCCCCUCGGUCGGCGCCUCGACACCUGGUAGCAAUCCGGCAACGUCUCCAAUGGCGGGAGCUCCGCAGAUUCGCGACGGCAACGGUGAUAUCGCAAUGCACGACGCCGGGAUGAAGUACCCCAUGAGGCCUCAUCACCAGUCGCACCCCUCCUCCUCGUCGGCCGCUCAGCGAUACUCGCCCAUGGAUACCCUGACAUCCUCCUCUCCCUACGCGCCAAAACCGCCGCAGUAUAGCCAGCCUCCGCCUCAGCAACGGCAGUCUCCUUCGAAGCAAGGGGAGUACACUCAGAGCCCGUACUAUGGUGGACGCCAGAGCCAGCAGCUACCUCCCCUCUCACCAUAUACGUCGACACACGAUGGCUACCCUUCUUCGGCAGUAGCUGCCUUGGAUGCGUCCUAUGCCGCCGACCCCAAGUCGCCCCGUCGCCAAGCGCCACCGCCGAUGCCUCCUUCGCGAGGACCGGUGCCCGAGUUCAGGAAGAUCCGAGGCGCUAACGAUUUGCGGCCAAAGAACAGCCAGCAGCCCCCGUUUCGCAGGGCGAACCCAGAAGGAGGUUUCAUCAGCCCUCUGCAAGCCUUGACCAGCCAUCUACCAGCCACCUAUCGCAUCUGCAAUCCUGAAUUCAAGUACGAAACAUCGCGGAACCCUCGACGAGUCUUGACAAAACCAAGCAAGGGGACGAAGAAUGAUGGCUACGACAACGAAGACAGCGACUAUAUCCUAUAUGUGAAUGAUAUCCUCGGUUCCGAGGAGGCGGGACACAAGUACGUUGGUACUAAAAUUACGAGAAGUGGUACUAACGUGGGCACUAGGAACCGAUAUCUUAUCCUCGAUGUGCUAGGUCAAGGCACGUUCGGCCAAGUCGUCAAGUGUCAAAACCUCAAGACGCAGGAAGUCGUGGCUGUCAAGGUCAUCAAGAACCGCACGGCGUACUUCAACCAGAGUAUGAUGGAGGUGUCGGUGCUCGAUUUGCUAAACUCCAAGCUUGACAAGAACGACGACCACCACUUGUUGAGACUGAAGGAUACCUUCAUCCACCGCCAACAUCUCUGCUUGGUCUUCGAGCUACUGAGCGUCAACUUGUACGAGCUCAUCAAGCAGAACCAGUUCCGUGGCUUGAGCACCACGCUUGUUCGGGUAUUUGCGCAACAAUUGCUCAACGGACUGGCGCUGCUGAACAAGGCUCGACUCAUCCACUGCGAUCUGAAGCCAGAGAAUAUCUUGCUCAAAAACCUCGAGAGCCCGAUUAUCAAAAUCAUCGAUUUCGGUUCAGCCUGCGACGAGCGCCAGACGGUGUACACAUACAUUCAAUCGCGCUUCUACCGAUCCCCCGAAGUGCUCCUCGGCCUACCUUACUCAUCUGCCAUUGACAUGUGGUCUCUCGGCUGCAUCGUGGUGGAGCUGUUCCUAGGAUUGCCAUUGUUCCCCGGCUCGUCUGAGUACAAUCAGGUCUCCCGGAUCGUCGAGAUGAUGGGCAACCCGCCCAACUGGAUGCUUGAAAUGGGCAAGCAGUCUGGCGAAUUCUUCGAAAAGAGGCAGGAUGAGUUUGGUCGGAGAAACUACCAACUCAAGAGUAUGGAGCAGUACGCGAGAGAACACUCCACGAAAGAACAGCCUAGCAAGCGUUACUUCACGGCCAAUACUCUGCCCGAAAUCAUCAAGACGUACCCCAUGCCCCGGAAGAACAUGAAACAGAGCGAGAUCGACAGAGAGAUGAACAACCGCAUCGCCUUUAUCGACUUUGUCAGGGGCUUGCUUACGAUCAACCCGCUUGAGCGGUGGUCGCCCCAACAAGCCAAGAUGCAUCCUUUCAUCACACAGCAAAAGUUCCAAGGCCCGUUCGUGCCACCCAUGAACUUGAAAUCGAGCUCGCUCAACCGCUCGCCUGCUCCGGGUACCCAGCAACAGCAGCAGGCUGAGGCUCUGAGUAAGCAAAGGGCCCAGGCAGCGCAGGCCCAGGCAUCGACGGCGCAAGGGGCAUACGGCCCCGUGGCUGGAGGUCAAUACCCUCCGUCUGCCCACCCGCAGGCGCCAGUGUAUGCCAACAACAAUGUGUACUCACCCGGCGGUGGCAACAUGCCUCCUGCCUAUAGCGGUCAACAGAACCAGUACGGUCAGAUGGUCAUGCCGCAGCAGCAGCCGCAACAACCGCAGCAAAUGCAAGGCGGUCAAUACGGCAACAUGCCUCAACCAAACGUGUACCAACAGCAGGGCAUGCGGUCCAACAGACAGCGUGCCUCGACUAUGGAGCAACAACAGAGCGGUAUCCCGGCCGCUAUCCAGCGUGUUGCUAGCCACUUGGAUCCCAGCCACCCGAUUCGCCUGCAACCGAGUCCGGCGUACUAUCCACCGUCCGCGGACGGAUCGCAAGCAGUGGACUCUUCAAGGGGUGCCCAGCGAAGGACGAGCAGGACUCAGCAGGGCAGCCGGAGCAACCGCGACUUCAUACGAAACCUGGAGGAGCGAACACUUGAGGAAGGUUUCAUGGGAGGUAACCAGAAUCCAUGGCAUUGA